This is a messenger RNA of Chelonoidis abingdonii (Abingdon island giant tortoise), 5693 nucleotides long. RefSeq names its product geminin coiled-coil domain containing (gene GMNC). NCBI's taxonomy places the organism in Eukaryota, Metazoa, Chordata, Testudines, Testudinidae. Gene Ontology annotation, cellular component: nucleus. Gene Ontology annotation, biological process: negative regulation of cell cycle; negative regulation of DNA replication. The record is from RefSeq and is a predicted model, not a curated record.
UGUGAUUUUCUUGGAAUGAAUCUCAGACACACCAGCUCUCUGUAGCCUAUACAUUUCUUUUUCUUGCUUUUUCCCUCUCCUUCCUUAUGAUGAUUUGUGAGACCAGAAUGACUUUGAUUUCAGCAAGUUUGCUGUUUAUUCACGUCACAAGUUUGACAGCUUUACACCAAAUCAGAUUGCUGGAUUCAAGAAAGCUCUGAGGCGUCACUGGAAGCUCCUUUAGAUUAGAACUCGCCUCCCCUGUCUUUUCCCCCUUCAGAGCCAAUUAAAGCUCGCUGGGGCUUUAAGAGGAAACGUGCUCCCAAGCCCUGCAUCUCACUCUGCCACUAAAAUGAGCACCAUUCUUUCCUGCCAAGAGCCGGACUUUGGAGGGGGCCAGGGCCAGGAUUGCCCCUGUUCCGACUCAGCGUCAGCAGCCAGUGUUGAUGUUUCCAAGGAGACUUGGGUUUCGUUCUGGGCUUCUGGUCUCCCGGACAACACCAGCGAGAGCCCAGCAGAAGGACAGGCUCCGGACCAGUUCUGUGGCUUGGAUUUUACUGUUCCAGAUGACACGUGGCAAGGAGAUCAGCUGUCCUCCCAGCUCUACAGAAACAAACAGCUUCAAGACACCUUGCUACAGAAGGAAGAGGAACUUGCCAGGUUACAUGAAGAAAAUAACAACCUCCGACAAUACCUGAAUUCUGCCGUGAUUAAGUGUUUGGAAGACAAGGCGAAGAAACUACUGCUGCACAACAGCCAGAAGAAACAUGCAAUUCUCAGAAGUGGCAAGAGGAAAUUUAAAGAGGACAGUUACCUGACCCCUCGAGAGACUCCUCACCCCUCAAAAGCCAGGAGGAACCUGCUCAGUGAUUUUACUGCCUGUGAAGAACAAGCUGCUCCGCCCGUGGAUACCUGGGUACUGCAAACCCUGGGACUGAAAGAUAUCAACACCAUUGAUGAGUCUUUAUCAGCUAACUACAGUGCCCUGUCCUCUGAACUUGGAAAGAGCCCGUACUGCCAGAGCCAUGGGGAGGCAAUGGACUAUUGUAAUGAUGAGGACCCAAUAGCUGCUUAUGGCUGUGAUCAGAUGACUCUUAUAAACUGCACUGCCGCUCCUGGGAAGCAGGCUUCACCCUACAUCCAGCCACUUUCUUCAGCACCAUGUGCUUCCUUGACGCUGCCCAGCGGUGCCCCUUUCCCACCUUAUGGAUCGCCUUACUUCGCCAACGAUGUGUCACCAAACAAAACCGACAUGGCCUUUACAACCUCCCUGAGCCCCCACCGCAAUGUCAAAACACAUACCUUCCACCAGGGCCAGGUCUUCGUGCGCCGAGAGGAGGAUGGAGGCUGGAAAUUCACUUGGGUCCCCAAGCAAUCAGAGUGACUGCCCCUUGCCCCCACUUCUGAGCACUGCCAUCAGUGACAUGUUUACAAACACAACUGCAGAAGCCUUUCUUGCACUUGAGAUUGAUGCUGAGAACAGAAGCAACAUCCCCUACAGGCUGUUAUCUCAUGCUGUGUGGAAUGCUACAUUAUAUCAUCCACCCAUUCACCUCUGCACGCUCCUAAUUCUUGCAGGAACAGCUCCAGAUUCCAUUUGGAAAUGUAUCCGCACAGGGCCAAAUGUACAAACUAGCCUUCCAUUCAGUUCAGCUCUCUCCACAUCUGUGAGACCAUCUACCACCACUUAUUCACAACCCUUCUGCCUUGUUGUACCUUCCUGGCUGAAAUGUACCCAACCAUUCCUGUUUGUGACAUUCUGGUGACCACUCCUACCUGGACUGGGAAGCCAGGAGCUGGAGCAAAGUUUUUGGGAGGACUGUUAAAGAACAGAGUCUCUGCCACAGCCCUUUUGUUCUGCAUCCUAGCAACCACAGACAGAGAAUAAAGGCUGGUUCUGUGGCUGUUAGAUCAGUGAUGUUCUGGAGAGUGGAACCCCCAGUGGCUGUGUAAAUUGCAUAGGAAGAAAGCAAUUGUUGAUCUGUUGUCCUUUAAUGUAAUGCUUGGUUGGUUUACAUACAGUCAAUUAUGGCUGUUGUUUUUGGAUGCGUCCUCAAAAUGAACAGGAUUUGCUCCUAUUACCUUCAGGUUGCCUUGUAAGUUACAAGCAACAUGGCAAAUCUAAUGGGUCUUCUGCGCUAACCAAGCAUUAACCGCAUGAUGCUUUUCAAAGCUAAUUCCAUGGUGAGACAGCUGUACGUGUUAGCACUAUCUCUGGAAAUACAGAUAAUGAGUCAAGCCCUCAGCAGCUGUCGAUUGGUGUAAUUCCACUGACAUCAUCAACGGAGGAUCCGGUCCAGUAUAUUAGCAGGAGAAGCUUUAUAUAGUGUGUAAAAAUAUAUAUUUGGUGCCUUACUAGCCACCACGAAAGAUACAUUCUCUUCCACUCACAAUAUUCUCUUGGCCCUGCCAUUGGUUCACGUGCUGCCUAGUACUGAGUCACUUCCAGGGACACUCCUUGGGCUGUCUUCAAUAUUGUGCUGUGGGCUAGUGGAAAUGCUUAUUCAUGCGAGCAGCCCUUAUCACACUAAGCUUCUGCUGCAUUCAGAGGGCUACUCUGGACAGUAAAAGCCCCUCUUCUGAAGUUUGGCAGUUGCUUUCCAUUCCAGAAAAUGACAUGUAGAGUGUUCGAUUCUGGUUUCUUUUGAUGAUGUAUGGGGAUUCAACUUUACACAAGAGCAACACUGGCCCAAAUAUUUGUUUACAGAAAUUGCUCUUGGUAAUUACAGAAUUGGGCUUUUCUAGUACCCUUACUAUGGGGAAUGUAUCCCUCGAUUAAGGGGUAGUAUCAUUGAGUGAUUAAAGCAGUUGAUUGCGAACCACACUUUCUAUGUCCCGUUCCAGGUUCUACCACUCACAUAUCUCCCAGGGUUGUGAGGCUAAACACAUCAUGUCUGGAAAGCGCUUUAAAAUCCUUGGAUUCAAGGUGCUAUUCAACUGCACAGCACUUUUAUUAAACUAACAACAACAUGAAGUCAACUUACAUGAAGUAAACUUACCAACCACGUGUUUUAUGUAACCCUUAUUUGUUAAUUUACCCCCCUUUGUCUUUUUGAUACUUAAAUAUUGGUAGCAUUGAAAACCAAGGGACCAGUCUGGCAAUCCUUACUCUCAUUAGUUGUCCUAUUGACCUCACUGUGACUUGGCCAUCUGUGAAUAAAGGUCCUCCAGUUACUUAUUUUAACAUAAAAUUUAGAUACAACUUUAUUCUAUAUUGAUGAGGAUUAAAAUCCAUUUUCAUCCAAAAUAUUCUCUUGUGCCUUAAAAUCUCAGUAUUUGAGCUUCUGAUUCAGGAGCUAAACUAAUUCCUCCCAUGAUACUUAAAUCAACAAGCAAAUCUCUAUUUGUUCGUAACUUAUUGUAAAAUAAUAAGGCAUCACCCGUUUAAAUGCUUGCAUUGGAGGGAACACAGGUUAAUUAAUGUUUAACCCGGUGCACUAAUGCGCACGAAUUAAACUCCAGCAGUUUGAUGCUAUUUCCAUUGAAGCCAAUGGAGGUUUUGCCAACUUCAGCAAGAGCAGGAGCCAGGCUACUGUUGGUCUGUAGCAAUGUAAUUUGCUGCUUAGGGAUAUUUUAAAUGAAAGCAGAAAAGUUGUUCCUCGUAAAAAUAUCUCCUCCUUUUUUUCCCUUUAAUAAGCAAGACAUUAGCCAGCUCUAGCCCAGACUGUAUAGGAUGGUGUUGAAGAAAAGUACAGAUUGGGUGAUGUUUUGUACAGUUGUUAAAGUUAUUGUUGUACAGAGUGUAGACAAUUCACUGCUUAAUUCCCUUUCCUUAACGUGAAAUGUGUUUGUGUGUGUGUGUGCUGAAUGCCAUCCUCAAAAUAAUUAGACAAUGUGACCAUAGGAUUAAUCCUCAAGCUAGAACAUUUCUUAUAUAUUUCAAAGCAACUACACAAUGUGAGUAUAGAGUGUAAUUCUAUUGCACGAGGUUUAGUGCUGUAGAAUUGAGUGACCUUUACAACAUUAAAAACAACACUUUUUUAAUCCUAUAAUUGAUUUUUAACCCUAAUGAAUUAAAAAUGAGAGAUUAAGUCAUUCUCUCUGUUUAAUAUCUUUUGUUGAUAUUUGUAGAUCACUUGCUUCUUGGAGCAGGGGGUUUAUCUUCCUCUGUGUUAUUUACUGUACACCACUGGGGUGAAAUUCACCCCCUGCAGAGUCUAUGCAGCACUUAAAUCCCAGCUAAACUCUCAAAAUAGAGUUUAAAUGAAACUUAAGUGGUGCCUAGACCUUUGCCAGCCCUCUGAACAGGGAUGAAUUUCACCCUUCGCAUUUAACAAAUAAAUUAUAAAGCUGAGUGAAUCAUUCAGAAUGAAUAAUUUCUCCAGUUUUUCGUGCAGUUUUCUCAGUUUUAUUCCACACAAUAUUUUAACUCUAUGAUUUCUCACAGAUUGUUCUCUAAGUAUUUACUGUUUGAGGGCAGUGGUGGUAGCUGGGGGGCUGACCAGAUUAAGUCCCAAGGCUUUGCUUCUGUUCCAUGAUUGGCGAAAAUACUUGCACGUGCAAAUUUAAAAGUGAGCUUUGGGCAAAUGUUGCAACAUGUGACUUUGAAAUUUUCUCUUUGUAACCACUACACUAAUUACAUUUAAUGGCAUGAAUGCUGACAGGUAGUGAACACAAAAGGCUAAUAAGAAUUUGAGAUAAUAUUCCUGAAAUAUUUUUAUUUGCAAUAUUCAUUUAGUUCUCAUACAAAACCAGACCGUAUUUCCUCUAGAAAUUGCAUCAGCAGUUGAGUUUGGAUUUACUAUGACACCCAGAGCAUUAAUAAUAAUAAAAAACAAAUCUUUCUUCCUUGGUUGGCUCACUGCUUUUCCACUGUAAGAAAGUUAAUCAUAAUGCCAGACUUAAGGAACAUCUGUCUUUUCCUGUUCCUCUGAACAAUGAUAUAUUUCCAAGGGCCCGUCCUGCUCUCAUCGACUUCAUCAAGAACAGGUUCAAUAUUAAAUUGUGAUUUGGGGUUACACAUUGUUCCUGUUGUGAUAAAGCUGAUGGUUUAUGGUAGCCUAGUAAAUAGGGGCCUGGAUUGGGAUUACCCAAAGAUUUGGGUGCAAUCCCUGGCUAACCUGUAUGCUUACUGUGCGACCUUGGGAAAGUCGUUUAAUCUACCCCAUUCCUCCAUUCCCCAUCUGUCAAAUAUGGCUAGUCCUUCCCUCUCACAGUAGGCUGUGAGUUUCAAAAGCAAAUCAAGCAGUUAGCGCAAGGGAGUAGGAAUCGGAGUUCUGGAUUCUGGCAUUGACUCUGCUUUUACUGGUCCCAAUAUAAAGGGACCAGUUCUUAUCAAACUGAAUAGAAACACUAUUGAAUAGAGACACUAGCUGCUGUACACUUCGGGGGAAAUUUGUUGUAAUGCUAACUGCCAAGGGCCAGCAGGCCUAGAUACCACUUAAAUUCUGGUUCAGCCCUUAAAAUGGGGUUUGAUUAAGUGAGACUUAACUUGUCCAGAAGCACUGGCUGCUGGCCCUUUGUGUAGAGGUGAAUUUUACCCACUGUGAAUAUCCAUCUUGUAUUAACAUUUGUUUUAUUUUUUUAUCUGAAGGCGUUUUUUUUUCAUUAUGUGAAUGUAACACAUGCCAGCUGCACAUUUAAAAACCAAUCUGUGUCUUUAGAAAUGUGUGAUGAUAUAAACAGCGAUUAAUUUAACACUUAAUAUUUGGAUGUUUAUGAUUUGUGUGUAUGUGUGUAAUUGCAAAGAAGUUCUAAUUAUAUGUAAGAGUCAA